AUGUCUGAACAAGGAGAUCGUCUAAAGGAAUUUCAAGAUGCAAACAAAAUUGUAUUCGAUCCAAAUACCAGACAAGUAUGGGAGAACCAAAAUAAUAAUACUGGCACGAUAAAUGACACUAACGGUGGAAUAGCGAGUAAUACUACUGCCAAGAUAGAGGGACCCGAACCAGGGUCCAUGGAAGAAGCGCAACAACAGCAACUAGCGAAGCAAGAACAAGAGCAAGAGGAAGAGGACGAUAAUUCAGCUACAUCCGGGAUAGUACCAACAUUACAAAAUAUAGUUGCCACAGUUAAUUUAGGAUGUCGAUUAGAUUUGAAAACAGUAGCAUUGCAUGCUCGUAAUGCAGAAUAUAAUCCAAAACGUUUUGCAGCCGUCAUUAUGCGUAUUAGAGAACCUAAAACCACAGCUUUGAUUUUUGCAUCAGGUAAAAUGGUCGUUACUGGUGCCAAAAGUGAAGAUGAUUCCAAAUUAGCAAGUAGGAAAUAUGCACGAAUUAUUCAAAAGAUUGGGUUUGCGGCAAAAUUCACAGAUUUCAAAAUUCAAAAUAUUGUCGGGUCUUGUGAUGUUAAAUUCCCAAUACGUUUAGAAGGGCUGGCGUUUAGUCACGGAACCUUCUCAUCGUAUGAACCAGAAUUGUUUCCAGGUUUAAUUUAUAGAAUGGUGAAACCAAAGAUCGUGUUGUUAAUCUUCGUAUCGGGGAAGAUUGUUCUAACUGGGGCUAAACAAAGAGAAGAAAUUUAUCAAGCGUUUGAAGCUAUUUAUCCUGUGCUGAGUGAAUUUAGGAAAAUGUAA
This is a messenger RNA of Naumovozyma dairenensis CBS 421, 795 nucleotides long. It is a transcript of the gene SPT15, whose product is annotated as TATA-binding protein. Gene Ontology annotation, biological process: DNA-templated transcription initiation. The transcript has a single exon. The coding region runs from base 1 to 795 and encodes 264 amino acids. Gene Ontology annotation, molecular function: DNA binding; RNA polymerase II general transcription initiation factor activity. NCBI's taxonomy places the organism in Eukaryota, Fungi, Ascomycota, Saccharomycetes, Saccharomycetales, Saccharomycetaceae. The record is from RefSeq and is a predicted model, not a curated record.